Hyla sarda is the source of this 1440-nucleotide messenger RNA. It is a transcript of the gene MOB4, whose product is annotated as MOB family member 4, phocein. The coding region runs from base 180 to 857 and encodes 225 amino acids. NCBI's taxonomy places the organism in Eukaryota, Metazoa, Chordata, Amphibia, Anura, Hylidae. The transcript has 8 exons. Gene Ontology annotation, cellular component: cytoplasm. The record is from RefSeq and is a predicted model, not a curated record.
UAACCACUACAGUAAAUUUGCCAGCAUAGAGCUACAACUCCAUAUUAGCGUUGACCUAUAGUAUAUCUGCAGUACAGCCGUAAGGGUGACGGGGCUGAGCAAAGUAGAAAUGUUCCCGCCUCCUACGAAGACGGAACAACCGCAUCAAGGCGUUUUCUGUGGAGCUGCAUUUUGUCACUAUGGUCAUGGCGGAAGGAGCUACAGUGCUGAGACGGAACAGACCGGGCACCAAAAACCAGGAUUUCUACAACUGGCCUGAUGAAUCUUUUGAGGAAAUGGAUAGCACUCUUGCAGUUCAACAGUAUAUUCAGCAGAAUAUAAGAACUGAUUGUUCUAACACUGAUAAAAUUCUAGAACCUCCUGAAGGUCAGGAUGAAGGUGUUUGGAAAUAUGAACAUCUUCGGCAAUUUUGUCUUGAACUUAAUGGACUUGCAGUCAAGCUUCAGGCUGAAUGUCACCCUGACACAUGCACUCAGAUGACUGCUACAGAACAAUGGAUAUUCCUUUGUGCAGCUCAUAAAACCCCUAAGGAGUGUCCUGCUAUAGAUUACACAAGACAUACACUGGAUGGUGCUGCCUGUCUUCUGAAUAGCAAUAAAUAUUUUCCUAGCAGGGUUAGCAUAAAGGAGUCUUCCGUGGCUAAAUUGGGAUCGGUGUGUCGUAGAAUCUACAGGAUAUUUUCGCAUGCAUAUUUCCAUCAUCGCCAAAUAUUUGAUGAAUAUGAGAAUGAAACUUUCUUGUGUCAUCGCUUCACCAAAUUUGUUAUGAAGUAUAAUUUGAUGUCAAAGGAUAAUCUGAUUGUUCCCAUUUUGGAAGAAGAGGUUCAAAGACUGGUUGCUGGAGAGAGCGAAGCAUAAUGAUAUCUGUACAAUGUAUAAAGCUUUUUUUCCAAAUUUAAAUGAUUAUAUGUUUUAUUUUAAAUAAAAGGAAAUUAAAAGCUUUUGGGAAAGCCUGGCAUCAAAUUAAGUAUAAAAACUUGGAUUGUAUGUUAGACCUAUGGCAUAUAUGGCUAUAUCUGACAUUUUUGUGUAAUAUUGUGUUCAUAUAUUGUGUUGACAACCAUUUUAGCUGUAAAUCUCUUAAUUAUAAUAUUCACAAAGAAAAAAAGUUUUUACCUAUAUUGGCAAUUUGAUGAGAUUGGUUACCUAAAUAAUAACCUUGCAAUUGGACAUUUGUGAAGGAUAGGUUCUUAGCAAAUACCUAGAUUACAUUUUUCAUAGCAAUCAAGUAAGUUUUUAAUUAUUAUAUAUUAAUCUGUGUUGCUGUUCAGUUUAGAGGGAUCUGUUAGAUUUUCUUUAAUUUAGCUAUUUGUAUUCAGAUUAUAUGGUUGUAUGAAAGUUAUGCAUUAUAUGCAACACAAUAUAAUUUGAGUCGUUGUAACAUUUAAUGAAAAAUAAGUUAAGAAAACUGUUCUACUGCAUUAAAGUUUCAUUGUAAGUA